CGAAUUCCAGCCGCUUUGGAUACCUCUACAAUUGUCUAGCUUGGCGGACUGAGCGGCCCGGACUAUGGCCCACAAGGUGAUGAGACUCUUUUCAUGCUACAUGAGAGGAGCCUACCUUGAGGAAUUUCCUACCUGUGAUUAGACGGAAACGGUCCUGUCCUAUACAAAAACAUGUCGGCAGCCCUCAGCCUGCACAUAUAUCGUGUUCAAUUUUGAAGGGGCGGUUGAAGUCUUGUUGCCUUGAGCAGUGCCAUUGUCAUCAUGGCCAAUUUCCUCCUUCUUUUGGUUGCUCUUCUAUUUCAGUUGCAAUUAUCCCUUCAACAAGAAUGCAGUGCUUCGAGUUUGUGUCCGAUAGGAUGCUGUUCCAGUGCCGGGCAUUGCGGCUUUGGUCCUGAUUUCUGCGGGGCCGGAUGCCAGAGCGGAUGUGAUCGCAAGGCGGACUGCAACCCGGGAACGUGGAACUCUACCAAAUGGAGCAAGUCGGAGAAGUGUCCUCUAAACGUCUGCUGCAGCAAGUACGGCUUCUGUGGAACUACCGAGAAAUUUUGUGAGGGCAACCCGGUGAAGCGGCCAUUGUGCAGUGUCGACAGCGUGCCCAUCACGCGCGUCAUUGGCUACUAUGAGGCCUGGUCAACGACAAACCGUCCUUGCUACGGGAUGUUGCCCGAACAGAUUCCGUACGGCUAUUACACCGAUAUCAUCUUUUCCUUCGCCACCAUUGAUCCCAACUCGUUUGAGAUCAAGGCGGGUGACUCGAAAACGGCCGAUUACAUGCAGCGUAUUAGUGCCAUUAAGCUCAUUCAGCCUGACAUCCGGAUCUGGAUAGCUGUGGGAGGCUGGGCCUUCAAUGACCCCGGCCCAACGCAGACGACAUUCAGCGACAUCGCUGCGUCUUCAGCCAACACCAAAACGUUCAUCGACUCUCUUGUGAAAUUGAUGAACAAGUAUGGCUUUGAUGGCAUUGACAUCGACUGGGAGUAUCCAGUUGCCGAGGACCGCAACGGUAGAGGCAUCGACUACAAAAACUUUGUGACCUUCCAAAAGGCACUGUACGACAGGAUGAAAGGCGGCGGCUUGAAGAAGCAGGUUUCAUUGACUCUCCCUGCCAGCUACUGGUACCUACAACACUUUGACAUUGUCAACCUUGAAAAGUAUGUGGACUGGUUCAACAUCAUGACAUACGAUAUGCAUGGCUCUUGGGACAUCGACAGCAAGUGGACCGGUCCGUUUGCCAACUCACACACCAACAUGACUGAGAUUCAACAAGCACUUGAUCUUUUGUGGCGCAACAACAUCAAGCCUGCCAAAGUCACGUUUGGCAUGGCCUUUUACAGCCGUAGCUUUGCUCUGACCAGCCAAAGCUGUAAUACACCUGGGUGCGCAAUCAGUUCCGGAGGUAAUGCUGGCAAGUGCUCUGGCACGACCGGUGUGCUUCUUCACGCCGAGAUCCAGGAUGAGAUCCGCGCCCGUAAACUGACACCCAUACUUGACCGCGAAGCAGCCGUCAAGAGUGUAUCUUGGGGCGACCAGUGGGUAACCUUUGAUGACGCUGCGACAUGGCGUCUCAAGGCCAACAUCAUCAGGGAUCAAUGUAUCCCAGGCGUUAUGGUUUGGGCCAUGAGCCAGGACGAUAAAGACGGUACCAAUAUCAAAGCCCUGACAUCGUCUGUUGGUCGCAAACAGAUGGCAGCGCCCAACUUGACUAUAAAACAACCCGUCCGCGAUCUUCCACAGCCCGUCAAGACAUGCCGCUGGUCAGGGUGCUAUAGUGGCUGUCCCGACGGUUUCAAGGCGGUGCAGCGUGAUGGCCAUAAGGAGGCCAUGUUGAGCACAGAAAACUGUCUUGACGACGGUAUGUCUUUGUUCUGCUGUCCCUCAGACCAGGACCUGCCCGUCUGCACAUGGCGAGGACACAGGAAUUCGGGAGCUUGCCAACCUGGUUGCAGCAGUGGUGAGGUCUCAAUCGGUUCCCUUCGCGUCGGAUGCAGUUCGCAGCACCAAAGCGCCUGUUGCACAAACGUAGCGUCUACGUCCUCGUACGGGAAAUGCAAAUGGGUCGGGUCGGCGCCAACCUGCAAUAAGGACUGCCCGAGUGACUUCCCGAACAAGAUAGUGUCGACCAACACCGCCGACGGCGGUGAGCAGCCUUGUGUUUCUGGGAACAAGCACUACUGCUGCCAGAACCCUACACCAGCCGACUUUACCAAUUGCGAAUGGGUCAAAAAGGGGAACCCGGCAAAGUUUCCCGGCAACGACUAUAUUUGCGAAGACGUGUGUGGUCCGGACCGAAUCAAGGUGGCCACCGAAGUCACUGGCCUCUAUUCCGGGACAAACAGUGGCUGCAUCGGCGGGGCCUGGGCGUAUUGCUGUAAGCCGCCAGCGGCCUUGGUCCCGCGAGGCGACGAUGAUCCCUAUGGCGGCGUGCAAAAUAAGGAGUUCCAGACGCUGCUGGAAGAUUACAUGCAAAACCCAACAUGUCCAGCCACCGUUCUUUUUUUCGAUCCUGGUGACAUGUUCACCGGAGCUGCGAACCAGAAACGUUCUCUGGAGUUGGAGGCUGCUGAGCACCGCGUCCUCUAUGGAAGAGCUUCCGACUGUAAGCUCGAUCACUACAUAAGGCUCGCACAGUUUGCCGCGCUGAUGCUCACGGCGGCAGAAAUUGUGCUUAAGCAAUUCUCGCUUGUAUGGAACGAUAUUUUUGCCGGCCACUACGACACAGCUCUUGAGGCUGACAACCUACGGGCGUAUUUCAACAGGCACUCAGAUAUUUUGGACCCACAUUCACUCAUCAACUAUGUCCUCCUCAACCCCUUGCGCGCUGGCCCAGGCAUAAGGCAAAAUCAGCGAACGGAGCAAGCAUUUUGUCACCAUGUCGGCACGCAGAGGAAGCGCGACAUCCAGUUGCGGUCUUCCAGCGCGGCUGUCAAACUGGUUAGCCGGUACGUCUGGUGGAUGGAUGCGGGAAAUAACGGGCAGCCCGACAUGGGCGUCAUCCUCGAGGGCAUCUUGAACGGCGAUCUAAGCCCACACUACGCCCGGUGGCAGUGGAUUGACGGAGCGCAGCGGACCGGUCCCAUGCUCGAGAUGGCGUACUGGAUCGGACCGAACCCUGGCCAACCGAGUGGGAGCCAGUACGACCGGUAUCGAGACACGCACACGCUCAACCAUGGCGAGCCAGAUAGAUGGGUCGUGUUUCACUUCCACAUCAACGCGGAUUUUGACAAUUACCCGUACCUGAGAGAAACCAACGGGCAUACUUAUAUCGGUGUGCAAAGCAUCCAAGUCUUCCACGCCCACGAAUCCACCGGCCUUACAAAUGGGGGUGCGUGGCGAGUUCAAGGUAAUAGGAAUUUGGAUACGCGGGUUGAAAGAGACGGCUUCGUAUGCCCAGAAGACGAGCUAUGGUACAUUGGCACGGAUGAGGGCCUUCCUUCUGGGAGUGAUCAGCUUCAGCAAAACCUGCGGCAAUGGGCCCAGAACCUAUUCAAUGACGGCUAUUUGUCAAGUGAGAGUAUUGCACUCAUCAUGCGGAACCUGGUAUUCUACAACAAUGGUGAAAUCAACGUUCACGAUAGCUCAACUGCGGAUUUCAUGGGAUAUUGGGAUCGAAACCCAAGAUACCAGCAAUCUAUGUACACCAUCAAUUGGUUCCGCAGAUAUGACCAGACUGGACAUUACGACUUUGUAUUAUCACCGUCGGAACCACCCCCGCAGAACCCUGGAACAUAAAAGAGGAAGAAUAUUGAUGAUCCGAAGAAAGAGCGAAAAGCGGAAUAACGAAGUGUCGUUCUAGCCCUCGUGCAAGCAUCCAUGUGAAUGGUGGGGGUACCCAAACAUAGUAAAGAAAAAGGCAAAAAUAG
Molecule: messenger RNA, 3860 nt
Organism: Neurospora tetraspora
Lineage: Eukaryota; Fungi; Ascomycota; Sordariomycetes; Sordariales; Sordariaceae
Exons: 4
Coding region: 262-3729 (1155 amino acids)
Biological process (GO): carbohydrate metabolic process
Molecular function (GO): hydrolase activity, hydrolyzing O-glycosyl compounds; chitin binding
Source: RefSeq, a predicted model, not a curated record